AUGCUGCUCGCUGCCCGACUGGGCAGUGCGGCUGGUUUGCUGCAGCCUGCUGGAAAGAAGCACGAGGCUUUGGGGGCCCUGAUUGGCUGGCCGGCCGGCCUGUGUGGGGGUGGAGCUUCAGCUGUUUGGCUUGCUCCGACGCCAGCGGCCUCAGUUUGCUCCGAGAAGGCAUUGGAGCAGGUCGUGUGGCCGAAGCUCUUAAGCUUCUGGCCUGUGGCUUCCCCAGGCCCUGAGAGACUUUGCAGCUUUGAGGGGCCCGGCAGAGGGUUGCCUUUUUAUCCAUGGCGAUGGCCGCCCUCUUUCUCAGUAUCAGUUCUGGGUGGUGGUGCAACGAGCCUUGACAGCAGCUGGGGUCCCCACCGAGCGGUUGUGGCGCCACUCCUUUCACAUUGGAGAUGCUUCUGUGGCCUCCAGGCUGGGUUUUUCAGCACAGAAAUAUUAUCAGAAAGGAAGAGAAAAGAAAGAAGAAACAACAACAACAACAACAACAACAACACUGUUCCUCAUGUCCAUGUGGGUGGUUCUGAUCUGUCUGCAGAUCUCCAAACCCUAGGUGAGGCCAUGGGGAAAUGCUCAAGCUCAUCCCUCGGUGAUUCAGCAGCUAUGGCAGGGGAUGAAGACAUGGCAAAAUUUUCAGCAUCCUUGUCUGCCACAUAUCCACAAGUUGUGAACAAGGAUGAGUGGCAAGAAGAACUUUGCGAGUUUUACAAAAAUCAGGAGAGACUCAAAUCUGUGCCCCUCUGGAGGAGCCAUAGCUACUGCACUUGGGCUUCUAAACCGGAUUCAUGGCAAAGAAACUGUGCUCCCUCAGAGAUGCAUUUACACUUGAGAAUACUCAUCGCCUUGGCAGGCUCCAUUGCAUCUAGAGAAUGCAUUUUUAGUAAGUUUUCCAGGUUACUAAGGUUAUUAAGAACUACCUGCAGUCAGGAGCUGGGGAGCUUAGGUUGAACCAUUUGAUAAUGCUCUUAGCUGAGUACACACAUGCAAAUCAAAUAAAUUAUGAUGAUGUAAUUGAUGACUUUGCAUCCAUGAUGGCAAGAAAGGAAUGCUUUGCUUAGACCAUGUUAUGUAAACUGUACAGUCCAGUUCACUGGCAAAAUAGAACUGAUCUCUCUACUUCUGUUCUCCCCCCAUUUCUUUCCUAACUUUGUAAUAUAAGUUCAAUAAAUGUUUUGCUUGAAAACUGUUAAUAUCAUUUCGCUUUAGUAGUUUGACUGAGGCAAACUCCUUCUGUCUAGCUAUCCUUGCCAUGGGAGUGAGCAGGGAAAG
Messenger RNA from Hemicordylus capensis (graceful crag lizard), 1269 nucleotides. RefSeq lists its product as uncharacterized. The record is from RefSeq and is a predicted model, not a curated record. The coding region runs from base 1 to 948 and encodes 315 amino acids. The transcript has 3 exons. Lineage: Eukaryota; Metazoa; Chordata; Lepidosauria; Squamata; Cordylidae.